Messenger RNA from Quercus lobata, 580 nucleotides. RefSeq names its product RING-H2 finger protein ATL57-like. Lineage: Eukaryota; Viridiplantae; Streptophyta; Magnoliopsida; Fagales; Fagaceae. The annotation marks the transcript as partial. The record is from RefSeq and is a predicted model, not a curated record. The transcript is spliced from 2 exons. Gene Ontology annotation, biological process: protein ubiquitination.
UUAUCGUCUCCUCUACAUUGCUUGAUAGUCCUGUCCUUGGCACUCUUAGCCAUAGGAUCAGCAGCAAUUUUGGUCACAACGCACCAUUGCAUUGCAGUGUGUUGGUCCAGCCGGCAAAGGCAACAAAGUUUUGUGACUGCAACAGUACUGGAAAAUUCAAGCAGCUUCAACAACAAUUCAGCAGCUCACCUCAUUCCUGCCCAUAAAUAUGAAAAGGGCACGAGCUUGAGAGGCGAAGAUGGCACUUGUGCUGUGUGUUUGUGUGAAUUUGAAGAGGGUGAUGAGCUACGUACCUUACCUGGUUGCAUGCACUCUUUUCAUGUACCAUGCAUUGAUAUGUGGCUCUACUCACACACAAGUUGCCCUAUGUGUCGCUCUGAUGCCACACCAUCACCGUCGCAGAUGAUAUCUCAGAGUGGAUUGGAUUUAGAAUCCGGUGAGGUUGAGGAAGAAGAGUCAGAAACGUUGCAAGAAAUCGUUGUUCAAUCUAGCUAGCUAGCUAGGAGGGUAUGAUGGUGAAAUGUUGUCUUAUUUUUAUUAUCUUUGCUUUAAAGUUCCAAUUUUUAUUAGAUGUCCCCAA